Molecule: messenger RNA, 7369 nt
Organism: Dromaius novaehollandiae (emu)
Lineage: Eukaryota; Metazoa; Chordata; Aves; Casuariiformes; Dromaiidae
Gene: FBXO31
Product: F-box protein 31
Exons: 10
Coding region: 40-1749 (569 amino acids)
Biological process (GO): SCF-dependent proteasomal ubiquitin-dependent protein catabolic process
Cellular component (GO): SCF ubiquitin ligase complex
Molecular function (GO): protein binding
Source: RefSeq, a predicted model, not a curated record
CCGCGCCCCGCCCCGCCGCCCAGAGCGGCCGCGGCGGCCAUGGCGGUGUGCGCGCGGCUGUGCGGCGUGGGGCCGGCGCGCGGGUGCCGGCGGCGCGGGGCGGCGCGGGAGCAGCGGCGCGGCGGCGCCGCCGACAGCGAGCCCGACACCGACCCCGAGGAGGCGGGCGGCGGCGGCGCGGCGGGGGAGGAGGACGAGGAGGAGGAGCGCAUCGAGGGCGGGCGGCCCGCGCCGCAGCCCGCCGAGGCCGGCCCGGCCGCGCGGGCCCCGCUCUCCCUGCUGGAGCUGCCGCCCGAGCUGCUGGUGCAGAUCUUCGGCUCGCUGCCCGGCACCGACCUGCCCAGCCUGGCGCGGGUGUGCACCACCUUCCGCCGCAUCCUCCGCACCGACACCAUCUGGCGGCGGCGCUGCCGCGAAGAAUAUGGCGUCUGUGAAAACUUACGGAAACUGGAGAUCACGGGAGUGUCCUGUCGAGAUGUUUAUGCUAAACGUAUAAACCCACGAGUGAAGUCGGGGCGUUUUAUGAAAAUCCUUCCCGACUACGAGCACAUGGAGUACAGAGAUGUUUACACCUGCCUGCUGCACCGAUACCGACACAUCUUGGGAUUGUGGCAGCCAGACAUUGGGCCCUAUGGGGGACUGCUGAAUGUGGUGGUAGACGGUUUGUUCAUCAUCGGGUGGAUGUACUUGCCCCCUCAUGACCCUCAUGUUGAUGAUCCAAUGAGAUUCAAGCCUCUCUUCAGGAUUCACCUCAUGGAGAGGAAAUGUGCCACAGUUGAGUGUAUGUAUGGCCACAAAGGACCUCACAAUGGCCAUAUCCAGAUUGUAAAGAAGGACGAGUUCUCCACAAAAUGCAACCAGACAGAUCACCAUCGAAUGUCAGGGGGGAGGCAAGAGGAAUUCCGGACAUGGCUGAGGGAAGAAUGGGGUCGAACUCUGGAAGACAUCUUCCACGAACACACGCAAGAGCUCAUCUUGAUGAAGUUCAUCUACACCAGCCAAUAUGACAACUGCUUGACAUAUCGACGCAUCUACCUCCCUCCUAGCAGCCCUGACGACCUUAUAAAGCCAGGUCUCUUCAAAGGAACGUAUGGGAGCCACGGGCUGGAGAUCGUCAUGCUGAGUUUUCAUGGAAAGAAAGCCAAGGGGACUAAAAUCACCGGAGAUCCCAACAUCCCAGCUGGGCAGCAGACUGUGGAGAUUGACCUGGCACAUCCUCUUCAGCUACCUGACAUCGAGAACCUACGUGAUUUUAGUGAGCUCUCUCGCAUCGUCCUUGAGGUCCAGGAGCAGGUGCGCCGGGAGGAGCAGGAGGAGGAACAACGGCAGGAGGAAGAGGACUGUUCCCAGCAAGCUGCCUCCCAGCCUGCUGCACAGGCCCUGGGGGGAGAAGGUGCCAAGGGGGAAGAGACUGCGGCUGGAGCUGAAGGGGCGGCCCAGGACAAGGCACCAGCUUCCCAGCCCUUUGUGCUGCCCAUGGGAGUCAUAUCGAGGAAUGAAGACUAUCCUAGGACCUGCCGAAUUUGUUUUUAUGGGACGGGGCUUAUUGCUGGCCAUGGCUUCACCAGCCCUGAGCGAACACCAGGUGUUUUUGUCCUCUUUGAUGAUGAUCGUUUUGGGUUCAUCUGGUUGGAGCUCAAGUCCUUCAGUCUCUACAGCCGGAUCAAGGUCUCGUUCCAGAAUGCUGAAGCGCCUUCCCGUGAGGCUUUUGACGAAAUGCUGAAGAACAUUCAGUCGCUGGCUACUUGAUGGGUGAUUUGUGAUGGACAGGGCUAGGGGUGGCAAAGGCCGCUGCACUCCCCAGCCAGGGAUGGGAAGGGGAUUCCUUGCUCUUGGUACCUCUGAAUAAAAGCAUGCACUUUUAAUAAAGCCUUUUUACCCCAAAUGUACACAUCCCUGUUAAAAUAUUCAUGACUGCCCUUUCCUCCCUGCCUCCUCACAUUGCUCCCUGGCAGUCCUUGUGAUCCCAGUCUGUAACAUAGCUUUGUAUGGCUGAAGGGAUCCUGCAGAGGAGGAAACAGAGCUUUCUUAUUGCAAAAAGGAUGUAUAGGAACAAAAGUAACUCAAGGCCAGAGCUGGAUCAGAAGAAUCUCUAAUUGACUGGACUGAUAGAAGCCCUCUGCUCUGACCAUUAGCAGUCUCCCAUGGAAAGAGACCUUCCUUGGGGAGGGAACUCAUUUAAGCUUUUGCUGUGCUCUAGGCCAGUCUGUCCUCUUAGGAGACUUGUUUUUCUCUCCUGAAAACCUGCAGACUGGCUGGCUGCUUAAUGAUUGGUUGUGUCAGAAGUGACAAAGCACGUCCUCCUCUCCAGAAACCUUUUUCUGGGUGCAUCAUUGCUCAGAGAAGCUGGUGUAAUACCUGUGUACUUGACUUAAAAUUGGAGUAGGUGGUUUCCUUUGAGAAAUUCUCUCACCUUGGCAGCAAGGGGAGGAUUCCCACUGUAAAUGACAGUGCGCAUAGCCAUGCCCUGGCUUCUGAAGCUUGGUGGCUGUGCUGUCCCUGGGGCUCCGGGUCUGGGUCUUUCCCCAGGUAUAGAGGAGAUGAUGAGUCUUUGUUAUAGGAGCUGGGUACAGAGCUGGGAAUGAGUGCGAAGUGCAUAAGCUGGUGCAUUCUGAACUGGUUUUGCACCUGAAAGGUUCCCUUACACCUUUUGAAAUGGGCUUAAAAGCAUUAAAAAAAAAAAACAAAAAAAAAACACCUAACUGAAACAGGCUCAUAUGCAGCCCAAUGCCUCCUGCCUGCAGCAGGCAGCAGAAACUGUCAGCUGUCACUGGUGCUGAUGUGACCCCAGUUACAUGUCAUUCUUGUGUCAGGUUGCCUUGCACAGUCUGAAGGAGCAUCGAGGGAUUCUCUUAAUGUUGCUGUGGCUUGUUCUGACAUCUUUUACAGUUGGUGCUGACAGGUGGGUGCAAGACCCUUCUGUCCCCUUCCUCAUCUUGCUGUUGUUUUGCCCCAGACAAUGGCAACUUGCACAGAAGGCUCCUGUGCUUAAUUUCUUCCCGUGAGAUCCGUGUUGUGUGCGGCAGAUCUGAGCUCCUCUCAGAAGCGUGGGCUACGGGGCAGGGGGCCAGUUUCCCCAUAGACUCUGCUGUGCAGCAGGAAAGUCUUGGCCAGUGCUAACCUACCGACUGUGAAUUGUGCCAUGAACCAUCUCAACAUUCGCAUCCAUGCGUUUGUUGUUAAGCCUGGGUAGGAAGAGAUUCCUGUGCGGAGAGGAGAGAGCAGUUUGUAAGGCAGGUCUUGGCUGUAGGCAAAAUAUGUCCCUUGUCCCAGUCGCUCUUGGGCGAUGAUGAACUCUAGAGAUUCUUCUCUUCCAGCCCCCAGCAGCUCCUCUGCAAGGAUCAACUUGUCUAACAAAACUGCCUUUGCAUCUUCUGCAGGCCUCAGUUUGUCAAUGUCUGCACGCGUGUUGUGCCAGGGAGGAUUUGGGCCCCUUCCACAGAGACGUUCCCAUCACUGCCUGGUUUCCCUGACUGCGAGAAGCUUUUAUUCUCACUCUCACGAGGGUUUUUGCCAUCUCUGGCUCUCGAGCGUUCCCUCAAGCUGUGUGAGAACCGAGUCUCCAGCAGAGAUUUUGAGCAGAAGGUUAUGUCACUCACAGGAUUAAUUCCUGUCUCUUUGGAUAGAGGUUUUUCAAACCUCUGGGAAUUUGAAGGUGAUUUGGGGCACUUUCUUUCUUUCCUUCCUACUGUUCUGUCAGUAGUGGAAAACCUGUUUAUGUCAGAGGAGAGGAUCUGAGGGGCUAUUACCAUUCUGGUGAAUAAGCUAUGAAAAGUAAGUUGUUUCUGAGCAGCCUGUUAGAUGUGUCCCUGUCUGCGUCAGCAGAGGGAAGAGUUGUCUCCAGUCUCACCCCAUCAUGCAGGCAGGGACGGUGGCGGUUCUCUGAUCAUUGGCUUGUGGGCGGAGAGGUGACCUGAGGCUAAAAUUGGGCUUCUUGGCCUUUUGCUGUGGCCACUGAGCUGCAUGCAGAAGAAAAGCGUGCACUUAAUCUUGUAGGCAGAAGUUUCAAGCUUGAUUAUGCAGGUUUCUGGGAUACCUAAAGACAAUAGGAAUCUGGCAUUUGAGUGGCCAAUUUAUCUUGGAGCUGGCUGCUAAGCUGCUCCAGCCAAUGUGUUGGCUGCUUUGUACUGCUCCCUAAUACAGCCUAAAGGGAUGAGAGAGGUCCCCUUGGGCAGCUGUUUUGAUAGCUUAUCCCUAAAACCAGCUCUGUGUCAACUGUAAAUGGAUCCAUAGUUUUGAUUUGCGGUUUCCUCCUUCCUUUCAUGUCCCAGUCACCCGAAAAAAAUCCUGAAGUUUCACAUAACUGUCUUAAUAGUUUUUGCUUUUCUUUUUUUAACAUAAGAUUGAAAAUCCAGUCUCUAUCGAAUGCACUACAAGCACUUCAUCCGAGCCCCGAGUCACUGUCUCUUGAGUGCAGACGCUGACUCCGUAAUCAGUCUCCUCCCUGUAACUUGCUGUGCCUGGUUGGCUGAGUGUGUAAAGGCAGCGUAAGCAUGAUUCACUAACGUGUCAUAAAAUGAUUUUAGAAGCUGUAACCUGCUGCUUUAGUUGCCCUUUAUGACAGGAGUCUGCUGGGGAGUGCAAACCCGUGGAUAGCAGAAGGCAGGAGUGCUGUGCGCGGUGUUGAUUACAGGCCUGCUUAGCCACUUGUGCAAGAUCCUCUCGGUUGGCUGUUGGCGCAUGUUGUGCAUCUGCCGUUCUCCGGGCUGGGGCAGUUCCUCCGCUUGUAGCUUGUCACUUCCAAACGUUUUCAGUGGCAGUGUUAAGUCUCCUCUGAACAUGAGACUUGGCUGGCUGGAGAGAAGGGCUUUGCAGAGGCUGGAUGUGCUGCAGUAGCUUUUCACAGAUCAGCUUUGCCCUUGUAGAAGCUUCUUUUUAUUUAUAGUGUACCUGAUUGGCCUCAAAAUGUCAGAAUGUACUAGUCCCAAUUAAAGGCCAAACUGCUGGUACAUCGUAGCUUUAUUCUGUCUAGAGCAAAGACAGCAAAAAUAGCAAAUUCUUAUUAAUGCUCCUUUUUCCUCUCUUCUCACCUUCCACUCCUCAAAGCCUAGUAGGCUUUUCUGGCAUUUCAGAAGAAAAUUCCCUCUGAUUCGGCUUGCGGAGUGAGGAAAGUUGGCAAGACAGCAAAGCUAGAGGGACGGAUGCUUGGUGUUCUGGGCGCCCCUGUGCCUGUACUGGGUCCUUGGUGCAUGAUUAUUCGGUGCUUACAGGGGGAGGCAGAAUAAGGCCGCGAGGAGUGCUAACCUGUAGCUCUGAAGGCUUUGAGAAACGGGAACGAGCAAGAGGAGAAUUGAAUGUGUUGGCAGCGUCUGUAGGUGAGUUACUAAGCCGGGCACGAUUAGCAGUGCGCCAGAUUUCUUGGAAGGCAGUUCAGACGCAUGCGGUGCCAGUCGUGGCCGAGGGGGAUCUGACCGCAGCCCCGGUUCUGCCUCCCCUGUCGGUACCUGUAGGAAGGGUGGUGACAGUGCAGUGUUUUGCUGUACUCGUUCGUGUUUGGUGCACGCUCUACGACCUCCCUGCCCAGGACGUUUUGGUGCAUACCCUGCUUGUUUCCUGAACCCCAGUUGUCAGCCCUCUGGGGUAUUGUGGAUGGGGUAAGGUGUGGUGAGGUCUUGCAGGUGGGGAUAAAUGUCUGACUGCUGUUGCCGUGACCUUGCCUUGUUCACUUUCUGUAGAUAACCUUGGGGACGAUUAACAUAUUCCUUGAUCCCACAUGGGUGGAAAGCAUCAGGGAAGAUGGAAAAUCACUCAUCGGUGGUAGGGAAUGCUCUCUUGGCACAAACAUUUUGGAAUAAAUGAGCAAAGUGCUGCAAUUAGGUUGUGGAGCAUCACUGCCCUAAUAGCUACUGGAAGACCUGAAUGGGGGCUUAAUUCUAGCUCAGGAGCAGUAAGCAAGUGACUAAGAUGCUCAGGCUCUGUUGUGCUCCUAGAUCGUGCUUUCUGCAUGUCAAAACACAUGGGUUCAGCCAGCUGGGAAACAGAAGCAUAAAAGAUCCUCGUCCAGCUGGUUUGUUUAUUUGUGUUGGGCCUGAUUUCAUAGCUAUAAAUGUGCUGUGAUCAGGCUUUGUUGCUACAGAAGACUUGCUGCAGUCCGCACAGACUUGUCAGAUUCUUUUUUUGACUGAGGAGGUGGAGGGACAGAAUUAUUUGUAAUCUUGGGUAUCAGCUUUCCUCUGCAGCGACUGUUGAAUCUGGAGCAAAUGGUAUAGUACUGCCGUGGCUGUCCUGGAAUGGGAGAAUAGAGGUCGGACUGCGAUUAAUUAGGAAACAAUUACUGGGAAGAGAACAAAUUCAUGCUUGGAGAUGCAAAUUACCAGAAAAAAAAAUGUAGCUGGCUCAAUGUUUACUUUUACAGAAGGGUGACUUUUUACUGCUUUUUAUUAAUUUAAGACUAGUGGAACGUAAUACGAGUGGUGGGUGUUGUGUGGAAGUGGGUUGUAUAAUCUCAGCUUGUUAGUUUAGGAAGUGAUAAUAUAUUAACUUUGUCUUGUAGCUGGUUGCUCACAUGGCCAAUAAUCUUCUGUUGUGUUCAGCUGCCAAAGGAUUGCAUGCUGGCCUUCACAAUGCAGGCCAGACGGACAGCAUAACUUACCAGUUGGACAGUGAAAUAUUCGAGAUAUGUGUGAUCAGGCUGUGGAGUGGGAGAUAAGUUAUCAGAAUGUGAGUGCCACUGGCUUUUCUGUGCUAAAUUAAAAUGUAUGAUUCUGGGUUUUGUUUGGAUUGCAAACUCUCUUUAAUUUUUGAGGAAAAGAGCACUCAUUUCAAUUGUGUUCCUUGGUUUAAUUAAAGCAACCUGCACUUUUUUCAUUGAGUAAUGCCCUUAUUUUCCCCAUAGCAGGUGUACUCUAUUCUUAUGUGUAUUUUGCACUAACCACUUUAACAUGGCACCAACUGACUAAUCUGGCUAUCUCCAGCAGGCUUUGAGUGUAAAUAAGUGUUCAUAAAAUGCCCUGUUGUACUUUAUUUUCAUUAUUAUUAAAAAUGAAGACGAGAUGCCAGAUCUCGGCUUCUUACAGAGGGUAGCACAGAGGGGAAGGGUGAGCUUUUCUUUCUGAAAUGCCAUUUGACAUUGAGCGCCUCAGUUUGAUGCCACAGACAUCAGUGUGGAACAUGAUAAUUGUAGUUCAAACAACUCGCCUGCCCGUCUGUUCCCCCAUCGGAGGGACGGGGUUUUGCCACUUUAUUUGUGGGUUUGCGAGGAACGGGCUGGCUCUGUAAAAGCCAGACGUGACCCUGCAACACUUGGCCUACUGCAUCCCAGGUAUCAGUAAACUGAACAAAGUUUGUGUGUUACUUUUCCACCUGAUCAUUGUUACCCAAGGAGCCUUUUCCAGUUUCAAAUAAUAAAAAUGAAAGUUUUGUGAACUUA